Molecule: messenger RNA, 2820 nt
Organism: Clupea harengus (Atlantic herring)
Lineage: Eukaryota; Metazoa; Chordata; Actinopteri; Clupeiformes; Clupeidae
Product: noelin-like
Biological process (GO): signal transduction
Source: RefSeq, a predicted model, not a curated record
CCUGCUCAUGUCAUAUCCGGUUUCAGCACCACGGCCAGCGCUAGGGUUUCUCAAAUUUCCCUCACUCGCCCGCGGUCCUCUCAUUUAGCAGCCAACUUUUGACAGCGGGGACCGUGAAAGGUGUUUAUGGCAUUUCCUUUCAAAGGUUUGGCGACCGACGUCUUCAUCCGGAAAGAGUGAGAGAGAGGCAGCAGCCCCUGACACACCGAAGAACUGAGAUGCGAUAAAUAUGCAAAGUGACGCCUCUGCAAACAAGAUUUCCUUACCGGUAUUUCACUGCUAAAGGCUGCAACGCGGUUUGCACCUGGCUUUCAAAGCGAGCGGAGGACUGUUUUGGGGGGAAGCAAAUCCAUCUGUAUGUGAGAGCCCUGGAUCGGGUGCUACCGGAGGCACAAGAUGCAGUCUGCAGGCAAGCUUAUGAGUCUCACCCUGCUCAUCUUGAUGGGCUCCGAACUCACCGAAGUGCUGCCGGCUAACCCCGAGGACUCGUGGCAGGUCUACAGCUCGGCUCAGGACAGCGAGGGCCGGUGUGUGUGUACGGUGGUGGCCCCACAGCAGACCAUGUGCUCGCGGGACGCCCGCACCAGACAGCUUCGACAGCUGCUGGAGAAAGUGCAGAACAUGACCCAGUCUAUCCAGAGUCUGGACCAGCGGACCCAGAAGGACCUGCAGUACGUCCAGAGGAUGGAGGUCCAACUCAGAGGCCUGGAGACCAAGUUCAGACAGGUGGAGGAGAACCACAAGCAGAACUUCGCCAAACAAUUCAAGGCCAUUAAAGCCAGAAUGGAGGAACUUAGGCCAAUGAUACCAGUGUUGGAGGAGUACAAAGCCGAUGCAAAAAUGGUAAUGCAGUUUAAAGAGGAGGUGAAGAAUCUGACUUCAGUGCUAAAUGAACUUCAGGAGGAGAUGGGCACCUAUGACUACGAGGAGCUUCACAGCAGAGUGUCUAGUCUCGAGGAAAGGCUACGUGCAUGCAUGCAGAAAUUAGCAUGUGGGAAGCUGACAGGCAUAAGCGACCCCAUCACCAUAAAGACGUCUGGAUCCCGCUACGGCUCGUGGAUGACAGAUCCAGUCGCCUCCGAUGGAGACACACGGGUGUGGUACAUGGACGGCUAUCACAAUAACCGCUUCGUGCGCGAGUACAAGUCCAUGGAGGACUUCAUGACGACGGACAACUUCACGUCCCACCGGCUGCCCCACCCUUGGUCGGGCACGGGCCAAGUGGUCUACAACGGCUCCAUCUACUUCAACAAGUUCCAGAGCCACACCAUUAUCAAGUUUGACUUCAAGACCGCCUCCAUCAGCAAGACCAGCCAGCUUGACUACGCCGGCUUCAACAACAGGUACCACUACUCCUGGGGAGGUCACUCCGACAUCGACCUGAUGGUGGACGAGGGGGGGCUGUGGGCCAUCUACGCCACCAAUCAGAACGCGGGGAACAUCGUCAUCAGCAAGCUAAACCCCAACACGCUGCAGAUCAUCAAGAGCUGGAACACCAACCACCCGAAGCGCAGCGCCGGCGAGGCCUUCAUGAUCUGCGGGACUCUCUACGUCACCAACGGCUAUUCGGGUGGCACCAAAGUCUACUACGCCUUCAGCACCAACUCCUCCACCUACGAGUACAUAGACAUCCCCUUCCAGAACAAGUACUCCCACAUCUCCAUGCUGGACUACAACCCCAGAGACCGGGCGCUGUACGCCUGGAACAACGGCCACCAGGUCCUCUACAAUGUCACCUUGUUCCAUGUCAUCCGCUCGGAGGAGCUCUAGACAGUGCCACGGUGACCUUCUCUGGGGAGGGCAGUGUGUUUGUGGGGGUGGGGGGUGGGGUGGAUGAGGGAGGGGGGUGUCGGGAGUCACCAUUAAUAAUGUAAUAACGCAUAGAGAAACAGCCACACUUAGAGUGCUAACACAUUUGCCAAAAAGGUCACGCUUCCACUCAGACAGUAGCUGACUGCUGGAUCUGAUUGAGGUCAGGGCCAGAUCAGGGCCAGAUCAGGGCCAGAUGAAUGCCAGGUCCUCUGCACAUUCAGCUGUCAGCCUCACAGUCAGAUCCCCCACCUUGAGAUGAUAACAGAUAUCUGUAUCAUCUCAGACCUUUUUCUUUUUGUCUGUCUGUCUGUCUGUCUGUCUGUCUGUCUGUCUGUCUGUCUGUCUGUCUGUCUGUCACCUGCUGAACGUGUACGACCUAGUUUGUAAAUGAAGAUCCUUAGAGAAAAUACUUCAAAGCAAAAAGGAAUGCAUAGCAUUAACGAGUCCAAUAGCAUCCUUUGUAUCGAAAUGCAAAUAACAUUCUGAAAUACUGAUGACAUGAAGGCAAUGACUGUUGGAAAUACACAGUGUAAGAUUCAGUGUUGUGACUGUAGCGCUCUGAUUUUCUCAAGGUUUCUGCAUGGAACUUUUCUACUUCAAUAGCUCACUAGUAUGGAUGUAUUUUGCAAAGUUACAACACUGUUAGAUGAAGGAGACUAGUUAGGAAAUGUGUGAUCAUUUCUCUCUUUUUUACUUUUUUGCCUACAUUUGGUCUAAACUGGUGUCGCUUUAUUUUUUGUAUCUAUAUGUGAAAUUAGAGUUAGAUUGGAUACGGACAGAGAUUAUCUAUUUCAUAUACUUCUGGCUAGCAGGACACGUAUGUAUCACAAGAGAAUGUAUCCGAUAAUGUACUUAUAAAAGUAAUGUACACAUUGAUCAUAUUUUAAAUUGACUUCACAAGUCUGUUGUCUGUGAUUCUUAGCCGAGAUAAAUGGUGGUUUGAAAUAUUGCGCUUGAUUAUGUGUUGUAUCUGAAAUGUCAUAAUAAUAAAGAAUUUGUUUUAGGUCA